GCUGCCAGGGCUCGCUGUGGCGCCGGUGCUCAGGGAAGUAUCGGCAUGGCUGACCUCGGGGCCACGGCCGGGGCGAAUCGCGAGAGGCACAAGGGCGGGCAGCAGCUCUGGGGGCAGCCGGACGUCCAAGACGGGGACGAGCUCUGGGGGCGGCGGAACGUCCAAGACCGGCUCGACGAGCACCGGCGGCCGGCGGGCGUCAGACACGGGGCAGAGUUCCGCAGGCGGCAGCGCGACCGGGCAGAAGGUGAAGGCCACCACGAGCAAGCCCCUGCCUGCCAGCGACACGACCGCGCCGUCGUCCACUGGCCGCCGGCGGACGACAACGACGAGAAAGACGACGACGACGACGUCGACGACCACCACCACCACGACUGCCAGAGCGCCGUCUUCCACUGCAGCAACCAGCGCCAGCUCACCGGCGCUUGCCCUGUCGACGACACUGCAGCUACCCGUCUACAACUCGACGAGCACCCCCACGUCUGCUGCAGACAGCAGCGAGUCUGCCUAACAAAUGUGGCGAGCUUGAGACCUAAAUAUUAUUGUGGCAGUGUAUAACGACUGUUCGUUUCUGUGACCUAUAAUGAAGAAAGAACCAGUAACAGUGAUGAAGAUGUGCACGUGUGUUUGCCUGUCCUUGAAGCUUAUACUUCCGCUUUGCUACUAAAUAUUGAAUAACUAUUUCAAGCUUUUUUCUACAAUAUGUAUUCUACUUUCAA
Molecule: messenger RNA, 719 nt
Organism: Schistocerca piceifrons (Central American locust)
Lineage: Eukaryota; Metazoa; Arthropoda; Insecta; Orthoptera; Acrididae
Exons: 2
Coding region: 46-558 (170 amino acids)
Source: RefSeq, a predicted model, not a curated record